AUGUUUGGCAUUCAAUCUUGUUUUGAAUAUUUCCUUUCACAGGGUGCAAAUUUAAAUGAAAAAAGUGAAUGUGAAAAUAUAGCUCUUCAUAAUGCGGCAUGUAAUUAUAACAAAGAAACAGCUGAGCUUGUUAUUUCACAUGGAACAAAUGUCAAUAAAAAAAAUAAAUAUGGUAUGAUGUCUCUUCAUAUUGCAGCAUGUUGUAAUAAAAAAUUAUAG
Messenger RNA from Trichomonas vaginalis G3, 219 nucleotides. Its product is annotated as Ankyrin repeat family. Bases 1 to 219 code for a protein of 72 amino acids. Lineage: Eukaryota; Parabasalia; Trichomonadida; Trichomonadidae. Gene Ontology annotation, molecular function: protein binding. The transcript has a single exon. The record is from RefSeq and is a predicted model, not a curated record. Gene Ontology annotation, cellular component: nucleus; cytoplasm.